AUGAGGAGAUCAGCUGAGGGACGAUUCAGAACCGCUGCUCUGUGUUUGGGACUCAUCCUGACCCACCUGGUCCAUGAAGGUACGUCUGAAUCUUCUGUGAGCAGGUCCAUCAUAAAAAACCUGAAAAACUGGACCAGGAGGAGAAGGAGGUGGAGGAGGAGGAGAGAGAGAGGAGGUUAGGAGGAGAGGAGAGGUGGAAAGAGGGAAACAGGGAGAGAGAGAAGGGGAGGAGGAGAGAGAGGAGGAGGAGAGAGGAGAAGGAGAGAGAAGGAGAGAGAGGAGGUUAGGAGGAGAGAGGAGAAGGAGAGAGAGGAGGAGGUCUGAUUGAUGACCUGUUUUAUGAGGAUGUAAACGUGGAGGGCUUUAGGACCCGUCUCUCUCUGUUGGACGGGUCUCGACUCUCGACUCUCCCGUUCUUCUUUUAGCAGUCUGAGCUCUGAUUGGCUGAUUCCUGGCGGGCGUUAUACCCGUCUCUGCCUGUAGGUGUCUCCGUGCAGGUGCUGAGUCAGCCAGGUGAGCCUGUCACUCUGCCUUGUACCUAUGGCUAUGAAGACCACGCCCACCUGUCCCAGCUGUCGGUGCAGUGGAGGAGUCCCGCCGGCGCGCUGCUCUGUCACUUCAUCAAACAUAAGUCGUUCAGGAAGUGCAGCGAAGGCUACGCCAUCAGCUACGCCCCCGCCAACAUCACGCUGCACAUCCACCACGCCAAAGACCAUGACUUCGGGACGCACGUCUGCUCCGUCAGCAAACCACACGAGUUCUACGACUCCAGGGUGGAGCUGAGCAGGACCACAGGUGAGUCUGACAGGUGAGGGGGCGGGGCUUAAUGUUUGUAAGCUCCAAUGAGAGCUAACAGGAAAUGUUUGUGUCUUCAGAGGCGGAGACUUCGGCUCCAAACGGAGGACAGGCGCGCUCAGGUACGAUUUAAAGGGACAGUUCACCACAAAACAAAUUAAAGGGACAUUUCAGUGUUUUUGACGAGACUCUAAUGACCCCCUGUUGUGUUUCAGGUCCCAGCUGGACUCUCCUGCCGGUCCUGGUUCUGACUCUGUUUGUCUGCAUGAAACGGUCCAAUUAA
Messenger RNA from Xyrichtys novacula (pearly razorfish), 1078 nucleotides. Lineage: Eukaryota; Metazoa; Chordata; Actinopteri; Labriformes; Labridae. The record is from the annotation of a GenBank genome assembly.